UUUCCUGGCCUCUUUGCCAGCACCCCUUUUUCCUUUUCGGCGGCCCGCUGGCAUUCCAGGGCGCUGCUGUUGCCAUGGCGACAAUACUGUUAGUCCUAUUUUGCGGCCUAGUCGACUUUUGGAGCCUGGCGGAGGGCAAAAGCAAUGCUACCUCGCCUAACCUUGUCCUGCUGCUUAUGGACGAUAUGGGCUGGGGUGACCUAGGUGUCUUUGGGCAGCCUUCCAAGGAAACUCCCCAUUUGGACCAGAUGGCCGCGGAAGGGAUGCUCUUCCCGAGUUUCUACACUGCCAACCCACUCUGUUCUCCAUCCAGAGCAGCACUUUUGACAGGUCGCCUCCCCAUCAGGAACGGCUUCUACACCACAAAUGCCCAUGCCAGGAAUGCCUAUACCCCCCAGGAUAUAACGGGGGGCAUCCCGGAUUCUGAGCUGCUCCUUCCCGAACUGCUGAAGAAAGCAGGCUACGCCAAUAAGAUAGUUGGCAAAUGGCACCUUGGGCACCAGCCCCAGUUCCAUCCCUUGAGGCACGGAUUCGAUGAAUGGUUCGGGUCCCCCAACUGCCACUUCGGGCCUUACGAUAACAAAGCUGCCCCAAACAUCCCCGUUUACAGGGACUGGGAGAUGAUUGGCAGAUAUUAUGAAGAUAUCAAAAUAAAUCACAAGACGGGGGAAUCGAACUUAACUCAGAUGUACUUACAGGAAGCCCUCGAUUUCAUGAGCUCCCAGCAAGCCAAGCAGCAGCCCUUCUUUCUCUACUGGGCCAUCGAUGCCACUCAUGCGCCUGUCUAUGCCUCCAGAGCAUUCCUGGGCUCCAGCCAACGAGGGAGGUAUGGCGACGCGGUGCGAGAAAUUGACGACAGUGUUGGGAAAAUCCUGAGCCACCUUCGAAAACUAGGCAUAAGCGAGGACACCUUUGUGUUCUUCACAUCCGACAAUGGUGCCGCUCUCGUGUCCGCUCCUGAACAAGCAGGCAGCAAUGGCCCCUUCCUCUGUGGCAAGCAGACGACCUUUGAAGGCGGCAUGAGAGAGCCCGCCAUUGCCUGGUGGCCAGGACACAUACCUGCCGGGCAGGUGAGCCAUCAGCUGGGGAGCGUGAUGGAUCUCUUUGCCACCAGCCUGGCUUUGGCAGGACUCCCGCCUCCCGGUGACAGGGAGAUCGACGGCAUCGACCUUUCGCCUGUUGUCCUGCAAGGCAAGCUAAUUGACAGGCCAAUAUUUUAUUACCGUGGCAACGAGAUGAUGGCAGUACGAGUUGGGCUUUAUAAGGCCCAUUACUGGACGUGGAGCAAUUCCUGGGAAGAAUUCGGCCAGGGCAUUGAUUUCUGCCCGGGACAGAACGUUUCCGGAGUCACUUCCCACGAUCAAGAAGAGCACUCCAAGCUUCCCUUGCUCUUCCACCUGGGAAAGGACCCUGGGGAGAGAUUUCCCAUCAGCUUUUCCAGUGCUGAAUACCAAGAUGUGAUGGGAAGGAUCUCUCCCGUCGUGGAGCAACACAAGGAGACAAUGCUCCCUGGGCAGCCUCAGCUCAAUGUCUGCGACAAGGCAGUCAUGAAUUGGGCUCCUCCGGGCUGCGAGAAAAUUGGGAAGUGCUUGGACCCUCCGCAGCCAGACCCCCAGAAGUGCUUUUGGCCCCAUUGAGCCGUCCUUGCCCUCCAAGCACCCAUUCUUUCUACUGCCUGCAGACUUGAGAUUUUGCAUCCACACUUCUGCUGCAUCUGAUGAUCGUAUUUCCUCUGGAAGAGAAGCCUUGUGCUUUCCCUCCUCUUUAUCUCAGGGUCCUAAAUUUGCAAAUUCAAGAAGGCGGGAUAAAUGGCACAGGAACUUCAGUUUUAGGUCAAAAAUAUCGGAGCUGGAGCUGGAUGUUUCUUACAUUUUGCUAGGAAAACGAAUCUUUGCAAAUUCAUGGAUAGUCUGGGUUGCAUCGAGCAUCAAAAGCAGGAAAUUCGGGAUAUUUCCAGGUCCGACUUUUUGCUUUCUUCCUCCAAAUCCUGGUAUUAAGUAGCUCCAACUGAUUAAAUUUAAAUAGAAGGAAACUUCAGAAGAGUGGGAAACUAUGACUCCGGAAACAAGUGUUUGCACCCUUGGAUGACUUUGGGCAAGUCACACUCUCUCAGCCUCAAACAGAAGGCGAUGGCCAACUGCUUCUGAAUAAAUAUUACCAAGAAACUCCACGAUAAGUUUACAUAUUGGGGAUGAUAGAAUGAGAAGACCAAGCUGAGUUUAUUCCUCUAGCUAUGCUGUUUGGGGGUUUCUGGGAAUUGUAGUCCAAUGAUACAAAUAAGCGCAUCCAUUGCCAUGACGCUCCUUUUACAAAUCUUUAUGGUUUCAACAGUACAUGUCUACGAAGUGCCAAAACUUAGUAUGAAGGAGCCAUCGCCUUUAAAAAAAUUAUCUAUAAAACGAUGGCAUAUUUUUCUAUCUUUGUUAAGAGAUCAUUAUUGUUGUUGGGUUUAUGAUUUCAACGUCAUCGCCAAUAGUAAUACUUGACUGGUCUGAAGAAUGGGGAGCAUGCUUGUUCCAUCAGUGUUUAACAUUUACACAAAUGAUCAGCCACUGCCAGAAGGGACAGAGAGUUUCAUCUAUGCUGACGAUCAUGCUUGUUCCAUCAGUGUUUAACAUUUACACAAAUGAUCAGCCACUGCCAGAAGGGACAGAGAGUUUCAUCUAUGCUGACGAUCGUGCCAUCACCACCCAAGCAGAGAACUUUGAAAUGGUUGAACAGAAGCUCUCAGAAGCUUUAGGUGCUCUUACUGCCUCUUACAGGGGAAACCAGCUGAAUCCUAAUCCAUCCCAAACAGACACAGAAUUUCAUCUAUGCUGAUGAUCGUGCCAUCACCGCCCAAGCAGAGAGUUUUGAAAUGGUUGAACAGAAGCUCUCAGAAGCUUUAGGUGCUUUUACUGGCUGUUACAGGGAAAACCAGCUGAAUCCUAAUCCAUCUCAAACAGACACAGUUUUAUCUAUGCUGACGAUCGUGCCAUCACCGCUCAAGCAGAGAACUUUGAAAUGGUUGAACAGAAGCUCUCAGAAGCUUUAGGUGCUCUUACUGCCUCUUACAGGGGAAACCAGCUGAAUCCUAAUCCAUCCCAAACAGACACAGAAUUUCAUCUAUGCUGAUGAUCGUGCCAUCACCGCCCAAGCAGAGAGUUUUGAAAUGGUUGAACAGAAGCUCUCAGAAGCUUUAGGUGCUUUUACUGGCUGCUACAGGGAAAACCAGCUGAAUCCUAAUCCAUCUCAAACAGACACAGUUUUAUCUAUGCUGACGAUCGUGCCAUCACCGCCCAAGCAGAGAACUUUGAAAUGGUUGAACAGAAGCUCUGCAAAUCUUUAGGUGCUCUUACUGCCUAUUACAGGGAAAUCCAGCUGAUUCCUAAUCCAUCUAAAAUGCAAACAUGUGCUUUUCACCUUAGGAACAGACAAAGAUCUCGAGCUCUGAGGAUGACUUGGGAAGGAAUCCCACUGGAGCAUUGCAGCACAUCAUCAUACCUGGGAGUCACUCUGGAUCGUGUUCUGACUUACAAGAAGCACUGCUUGAAUAUCAGGCAAAAAGUGGGUGCUAGAAAUAAUUUACAAAAGCUGACUGGCACAACCAGAUACAGUGAAGACAUCUGCCCUUGCGCUUGGUUAUUCUGCUGCUGAAUUCACAUACCCAGUGUGGAAUACAUCUCAUAAUGUCAAAACAGUGGAUGUGGCUCUUAAUGAGACAUGCCACAUUAUCACAAGAUGUCUAUGUCCUACACCGCUGGAGAAAUUACCGUAUAUACUUGAGUAUAAGCCGACCCGAAUAUAAGCCGAGGCACCUAAUUUUACCACAAAAAUAACUGGGAAAAGAUUGAGUCCAGUAUAAGUCGAGGGUGGUAAAUUUCAGAAAUAAAAACAGAUACCAAUAAAAUUACAUUAAUUGAGGCAUCAGUAGGUUAAAUAUUUUUGAAUAUUUACCUAAAGCUCAAAUUUAAGAUAAGACUGUCCAACUCUGAUCAAAUCCUUAUUGUCAUCUUCUUGAAUGUCAAUGUGCUUAUGUGUCCUUUUAAUAAUACAGUUGAGUCUCACUUAUCCAACACUCGCUUAUCCAACAUUCUGGAUUAUCCAAUGCAUUUUUGUAGUCAACGUUUUCAAUACAUCGUGAUAUUUCGGUGCUAAAUUCAUAAAUACAGUAAUUACUACAUAGCAUUACUGCGUAUUGAACUAUUUUUUCUGCCAAAUUUGUUGUCUAACAUGAUGUUUUGGUGCUUCAUUUGUAAAAUCAUAACCUAAUUUGAAGUUUAAUAGGCUUUUCCUUAAUGCCUCCUUAUUAUCCAACAUAUUCGCUUAUCCAACAUUCUGCCAGCCCGUUUAUGUUGGAUAAGUGAGACUCUACUGUAAUAGAGUAAAAUAAUACAUAUAUUAAUAAUAAUAAUAAAUACAGGAAAAUAAUACAAGUACAGUAGAGUCUCACUUAUCCAACAUAAACAGGCCGGCAGAACGUUGGAUAAGCAAAUAUGUUGGAUAAUAAGAAGAGAUUAAGGAAAAGCCUAUAAAACAUCAAAUUAGGUUAUGAUUUUACAAAUUAAGCACCCAAACAUCAUGUUAGACAACAAAUUUGACAGAAAAGCAGUUCAAUACGCAGUCAUGUUAUGUUGUAAUUACUGUAUUUAUGAAUUUAGCACCAAAAUAUCAUGAUAUAUUGAAAUCAUUGACUACAAAAAUGGCUUGGAUAAUCCUGAGGCUUGGAUAAGUGAGACUCUACUGUACUUUAUAACUGUAUCCUCAAUUCUCAUCUGACACCAUAGAUAAAUAAAUAAAGCGGUCUGCUUUUUUCUGAA
Molecule: messenger RNA, 4799 nt
Organism: Anolis carolinensis (green anole)
Lineage: Eukaryota; Metazoa; Chordata; Lepidosauria; Squamata; Anolidae
Gene: galns
Product: galactosamine (N-acetyl)-6-sulfatase
Exons: 14
Coding region: 75-1637 (520 amino acids)
Molecular function (GO): arylsulfatase activity; N-acetylgalactosamine-6-sulfatase activity
Source: RefSeq, a predicted model, not a curated record